UGAAGUCACCCAUUUAAACGUUGGGUUUACUUUGUUGAUAUUGGAGUUAUCAUUGUCAGCAUACUCAGCAUUAUUGCCAGUACUGAUGCACAAAAUUUCAUGACAGUCCUUGAUUGAUAUUCAAGUUGAUGUUUAUUGACAAUUUCUGCAGUAGCUGAUAAAGUGACGAAGGUUUAGUACGGAUCGUUGACCAGUUGAAGUCAUUGUCAAUGUCGUGUCAAAGAAAUUGCGUUAUCUGUUUCAAACCAAUGACCGAGUAUAAACAAAGGAUCUCUGAGUUGGGAUACAAUUCUCCAUGGCUACUCACGGUGACAAAGACAUCUUAAGAACUGAUUCAAAGAAGAACAAAGAUGAAUGACAUAGAACAAGACUUUACCAGCGAUCUAAAAAAUGUCAUAAAAAUUGAGAAGUUAGAAUCAUCUUUCGACGCAGAGACACAGACAUCUGAAGACCGAAUUCUUCCAAAAUCCAUGAUGACAGACACAGAGCAAGACUUCACCUAUGAUCUCAAAAAUGUCAUGAAAAUAGAAAACUUAGAAUCUUCUCUACAUUCAGAGACACUGGAAGUUACCUCCACUGGUCAUACUUCAGAAGAAUUUGUAGCUGAAAGACAGCUGCUAGCACAUUGGAUAUUCUUCUGGUGGACAUAUGACUAGCACUCAGAAGGAUGAAUCAUCUGACUCUGUCUUAGGACAUUACCUCAGGAUGGGAGGCUGAGACUCACAGUAAAUUCAGGCAGAUUGUGGCGGAUGUCAGGUGGCGGACAACAUCUAAGGGUCUGAAAAGGCUGGUAGCACAACCAUGUCCAGACUUAGGAUUGGCCACACCUACAACACGCACUCUUUUGUGCUGAAGAGAGAGGAGCCCCCACUUUGUGAGUACUGUGACUCUCGUCUCACCGUGGAACAUAUCCUCGUUGAUUGCCCCAGAUAUCAGGAUGUCAGGGAGAAAUAU
Molecule: messenger RNA, 954 nt
Organism: Biomphalaria glabrata
Lineage: Eukaryota; Metazoa; Mollusca; Gastropoda; Planorbidae
Exons: 5
Coding region: 351-656 (101 amino acids)
Source: RefSeq, a predicted model, not a curated record